This is a messenger RNA of Fraxinus pennsylvanica, 591 nucleotides long. NCBI's taxonomy places the organism in Eukaryota, Viridiplantae, Streptophyta, Magnoliopsida, Lamiales, Oleaceae. The record is from the annotation of a GenBank genome assembly.
AUGAUGAUCGCUCUUGGUUUCUUGGGUGCAGCAAGCAUUCGUGUCUCAAAUGAGCUUGGAAGUGGGAAGUCUAAAGCUGCAAAGUUUUCAAUCAUUGUGACAGUGUCAACAUCUUUAGCCAUUGGACUAGUUCUAUUUGUAUUUUUCCCGUUCUUCCAUGGACAUCUAGCUUACAUCUUCACUAAAAGUCAAGAAGUGGCCAAGGCUGUCGCUCAUUUGUCACCUCUCCAGGCAUUUUCCAUACUCUUGAACAGUGUCCAACCAGUUCUUUCCGGUGUUGCCAUCGGGGAUGGACAGCAGAGCAGAGUAGCAUACGUUAACAUAGGAUCCUAUUACAUAAUAGGAAUCCUUGUUGGAGUUGUGCUUGGUUAUAUUAUCAAACUACAAGUUGAAAUAUCCAUUGCUCGUAGACGAGUUGAUAGAUGGUUUGUGGAAGCUGAAACUGAUACAAAUUCAGUCAACCGUUUGGUGAAAAAAUUUCCCCCUCGCAGUUGUUUCCCAUAUGGGAUGUGUUUCAUAAAAAAGACACAGAAUGAAGCCCAAACAUGGGAGAUAAUGCAGAUUGUACCUCAAUGCACAAAAGCAGUCUAA